Coprinopsis cinerea okayama7#130 is the source of this 4845-nucleotide messenger RNA. Its product is annotated as Setd1a protein. The coding region runs from base 1 to 4845 and encodes 1614 amino acids. The record is from RefSeq and is a predicted model, not a curated record. The transcript has 6 exons. Gene Ontology annotation, cellular component: Set1C/COMPASS complex. Lineage: Eukaryota; Fungi; Basidiomycota; Agaricomycetes; Agaricales; Psathyrellaceae. Gene Ontology annotation, molecular function: histone H3K4 methyltransferase activity; protein binding; RNA binding.
AUGUCGGGGAGACCUCCUCCAAAGGGUCCUAGGGCUCUGUCGGCGGCUGGACCAUCGUCCUCGUCGACGGCACCGUCCUCGAGCUCGCUGUCUGUCCAUGGCCCACCUCCUUUGCCGUCCCAGCGCCCUCCACCAAGCUCGCACUACUCAAAACCGAUUCCAACAGGGCCUCGAAGCCUUCACUCGACAACCAGGUUUUCCCAUUCGAGUCCCAAAACACCGUAUAAUGGGUUCAGCAACAACAGCAGCUUUGUAAACUCCGCUGGACCAAGCAUGCCCAAUGGCUUGAAUGUCAGAGAUUCACAGAGCAGUCGAUAUUCGUCCUCAACAAACGGUAAAAAGACAGAAAUCGUGUCUGAAUCGACGACCCGGCAACCAAGCGACUCACAGCGACUGAGCUGGUCAGAACCGACAACAAAUGGAAUUGCGCCGUCAAACUCGAUUCCAGAGACUCGUCCUUCGAUUUCAAUACCAAUUCCGAGCUCGAGUUCAAGUUUGGCGGCGCUGCCUGCAAAACGAGCUUCAGUACAAAUAGCCUUGCCCUCGUCGUCGAGCCGUGGCCCACCACCACCUCCGCCCGACGAACCACCCCCGCCGCCGCCUCCUCCGUCUCAACCUCCGCCCCCAGCGCCGCCUCCACCCGAGCCAUCGCCGUCUCUGCCCAAACCACCACCGCCGCCGCCGACUUCAAUACGACCGCCCUCGCCGAAAUCCCAGCCCCCUCCUCCGCCCCCGCCACCCCCGCAAACUCGACCUCCUUCCCCACCAAAAUCGAUUCCACCUCCGCCACCACCUCCAACGUCGAAUCCCGAGCCUCCUCCGCCCCCGCCACCCUCUGUUCCAGCACCUCCUCCGCCAGAGUCACACCCGCAGCCUGGGCCAUCUACACGAAUACCUCCGCCAUCGUCACAACCCCAUUCGCCAAUACGAAGUCGUCCCAUUGAGCUGCCGCUUCCCCCCAAACCGGUGCUCUCAGAACGCCCCCAUCCUCGGAUUCACUCGCCCCCUCGCGGCUCGUCGUCACGAAACCGCUCUCCGAGGCCUCGCUCGCGAUCACGACCGCCCCACCCAUCUUCUUCACGACCUCGGUCCCGUUCUCCCCGUUCGUGGUCGAGGUCGCCGUCUCCUGGACCACGGUACCACUAUGAUCGUCGGCGGUCACGAUACUCACCACCACCCCGUCGGGAUCGAGACCGUGAUUGGGAACGGGAUCGGGACUACCGACGUCCUUACCGGUCUCCACCACCUCGAAGGCCAGAUUAUCCGCCUUCAAGUCGUCUACCUCCUCGACCACUGUCACCACGACGGGAACGUGAACGGGAGCGAGACCGGGAGCGGGAACGGGAACCACCGCCCCAACCACCCACGCCGCGCACACGAUCGCCGGAGAAGGAGCCUGAGCCGCCUCAAAAACUCUAUUCCCUACCACCUCCACCAGAAUGGCCACCUCCAGGGUCGAGCGAAUACCCCAAGGACGAGCGGACGUUCAAAGUUCUCUACGACGCAGCUGUGGAUGUUAAUAUGGCUAGCCAUCCAUCUUUUGUCUCCAACUACUCGAAACUCCCAUCCUAUUACCGCAGUCUAAUCGACCACCUGAAGAAACACGCGUCAUCCGAGGUCCAGCAGAAGCGGUUACAGACGACGGGGAAAGGAAAAGGGAAGGAGAGUGUGGUGUUGUAUAGGUAUGAAGGAGAGGUGAUCACGACGAAAUCGGAAGAGGAUGGGUUUAUGGAGGAGGAGCCUGUGCCGACCGAUCCCAGGAAGCUGGAGGGUGUGAAGGCCAUUCGACAGUAUCGAGGGUAUAGGGAAGAGCUAACGCAGGUGCAGUACGAGUAUGACGAACACUCCAGUGGCCCUCCACCGCCCACCGCGGUCCUUUUCACCAACCUCUCCCCUCUGACCUCAAACAGCGACCUGAAACGGCACCUUGGACAAUAUGGCCAGAUAGUCUCAUUCGACCCACAGAUCGACCGGGAAAAAGGAAGCGCACUCGGAGUCGUACAUGUCAGGUUCAUGACGCACGAAGAGGCUAGGCGGUGUCUGGAGAAGGAGAAUGGACGGAAGGGAGGGUUAAAGAAUAUGCAAAGGGAGGAAGAGUGGAACGUGGUGUUUGACGGUGAAGGGAAGGUACUUCAGUCGUACAAAAUCCUGUUGGAUCAGGCGAGGAAAGACGAGCGAAAGCCAACUGGACCACCAGCAGUAGGGCCAGGACCAGGACAAAGACCGAGGCUUCCGAAUGGAAUACCGAGCACAAGUUCCCUGCCUGCGAGGCCUACCGGUGGCAGUACGCCGCAAACACCCAUCCAUCCCUACUCUAGCCAUGGGCCACCACCACCGAAGCCACCCCACCUACCCGCGAGCGUGCCCCCGAACCCCAUGCAUGCAGCUCAGCAGUCUCACUCGCAUUCCCAUUCGAGCACACCCAAUGAUCGACAUUCCAGAUCCUACCAUCCCGACCGUGACCGCGACCGUGGGGACAAACGUAGCCGUGAUCAGCGUCUGACUCCUCUGCAGCCACCUUCAGGCGAAGCUCCUAUCCCUCACGCGCUGCUCAGGGCGAAGGAACAAGUUCUGCAGAAACCUGCCACAGAUGAGAAAGGGUCGAAACCGGAUAUUGACAAUGCCCGUGGCAUGCACGUCGACUCACCUUCAACGAAUGCCCGUGAACCGGCUCAACCAGGCCAACCGUCUUCAUCGUCCCUUUCGACGUCUGCCACCGCUGCUCCAGCCGAGAAGAAGCCCGUCAUUCCAGAGAUCUCGGAAGAGGAGAAGGCCAGGGAGAGGGAGAGAGUGAUGAGAGAGUUGGCGAGCAUUGGGAAGGAGUAUGUCCACGUUCGGUUCCCUCCCCAUGUGAAUCCCAAUACUCUGAAGGAGAGCAAGAUUCGGCCAUAUUUUGACAGCUUCGGUACGGUCCCGGACAAGAUCCUUCGCAACUUUGAAGGGGCAUAUGUUACCUUUGCUAAACCCGGAUCAGCCGUUCGAGCUUCGAUCUUGCUAGCCACGGUGCCUCUUCUGGCACAUCGCGUGAAACUCAGCCAUCACCUGCCUCCUCCUCCUCCCCCUCCUCCAGCAUCUGAAUCCACAACAACGCCACCCUCUACAACAUCAACCACGUCCCCAUCUAAUUAUCCACCAUGGACUCCCGACGAUGCCAAGAAGAUCCUGGACCAAGCUCACGAACUAAUUGUGAACGAGGUCAAGGCCUUGCUAGAAAAGGAGCUGAACGACAAGUUUAUCUUCAACGACGUCAAGCAGGCCAUGAUUGAAGAAAAGACAUCUCUAGCGAGCAAAAACGAGCAGCAAGCGGCGGCCUCGAGGCCCAAGGUCAAGAUGGGCUUGAAGGGGCUGUCGUUCAAGAAGCAGAAGAAGCGGGUGGUGGAGGAGAAGAAACCGGUGGAGGAGGAAGAGGUCGUGGAGAAGAAGGAGAGGAAGGACAAGAAGGAUAGGAAGGAUAGGAGUGAUGAGAAGGCCGUUUCUGCGGAUGUGGAGCAGGAACAGGAGAUGGAAGAAGAGGAAGAGGAAGUUGACCGUCGACCAAGGAAGAAGGCCCGGAAGGAUGUCAAGAGACCCUCGAGGAUCGUCGAUGAUGACGAUAUCGAAUCAGAGGAUGAACCUGAGGACUCUCGACUUCGCGCCGACUCUGCAGCUGUCGAAGAACCUCGACGUAAACGUGCUACCUCCGAGAUCCAAGAGGACGAUGACGAAGCUGAGGUGGAACAGCCUGUCAAGAAGAAGGUUAAACUUGAGGCCGGGACGACGAAAGGGAGGAAAUCGAAGAAAUCGAAGAAGGAACGUGCAGUUGAGGUUCUACAUGUUGACGAGAACGACGACGAGGCUCAGCCUCCAGCCGUGGCCAGGAUUGUCGUCAGAUCGGACCUUGAAUCCACCACGUCUCGCAGCCCAUCCCCUACCUCGCGGCGUCCUACACGUGCAGUCACUCCCCCUCCGACGCCACCUCCCAACCCUAUCGAACUCGGACUAUGCGAAGACGAAGAAGAUUUGUACUUUGCCAAACUUGCUUUGGCGGGAUAUGAUCCUUCUACGGCAGUGGCACAGGAAGAGGCACCGGCAGCAGGAGCGGAAUCAGCACCGGAACCCUCGGAGCCGACGUCCUCGAGGAAGCAUCUUACCGGAUCGGCUCGAACGGAAGGGUUCUACAAGAUCACGAAACAAGACAAGGCCAUGUAUCUCGAGCAGUACAAGUCCAAGGCUGCAGCAGAGGUCAUACCCUCCGUCCCAGCGGCUGAGAAGCCACCUCCUCAGCAAGUCAUGUCGUCCCGUUCGAACCGUGCUAAUGCCCGUCGUCGCGCGGCUGGUCUGGAAGAGAUCAACCAAGUCCAGAGAGCGGUGGCGUUGUCCAAGGGCGAAACUGCUGCUAGUGAGCUUACGUUCAAGUUUAACCAACUCCAGACGAGGAAGAAGCAUUUGCGGUUCUCGAGGUCGCCUAUUCACGAUUGGGGUCUUUAUGCCAUGGAGAAGAUUUCAAAGGGUGAGAUGGUGAUCGAGUAUGUGGGAGAGGUUAUUCGUGCGCAGGUCGCAGAUAAGCGGGAGAAGACGUAUGAGAAGCAGGGGAUUGGAAGUAGUUAUUUGUUUAGGAUUGAUGAGGAGUUUGUGGUGGAUGCCACGAAGAAGGGCAAUCUUGGACGAUUGAUCAACCAUUCUUGCGACCCUAAUUGUACGGCCAAGAUUAUUACGAUUAGCGGGGUGAAGAAGAUUGUCAUCUAUGCGAAACAAGAUAUUGAACUUGGCGAAGAGAUUACCUAUGAUUACCACUUCCCCAUCGAACAAGACAACAAGAUUCCAUGUCUAUGCGGGUCGGCCAGGUGUCGCGGGUAUCUGAACUAG